GACGUUGCUGAAGAAGAGUUAGAGACCGUGGCAAACGACGGAAGUGAUGUCAUCCUGUUGCCAGGAGGCCCGGACGACGAGCUCGAUAUCGCCUUCCUUCUCAAAGAGCUCGGUUUCACCCCUGGAAACGCAUCGGAGUCUGCCGUAGACCCGGAAAUAGCCAGUCUUCUCGAUGCUUUCAACCAGGCGCCACGGAAAGUAGUGGGGAAAUCAAGGGACCUAGGCUGUUGGUGGCACCAUCAUCAUCAUCACCACCACCACCAUCACCAUCACCACCACCAUCACCACCACCAUUAUCCAAAAUGCCCACGCCGGCAGUUUGUCCAGUGAUACAAGCGGGGCUGUGCUGCAUGUGUCAUGCGAACAUUUGCCGUGAAACACUACCGUGGCUACCAUCGCUUCAGCCUCAAUGUGUGUAUCCGGGUGGAUUACCGGAGCUACAGUAGUUACCUGAUCUCAUUCACCUUGAAUGGAUACCGCCUUCUCUACACCUCAAACUGCCUGGGCAGGUCCACGUUCCAGUAUUGCUACCACGUGCACCACCUCAUUUCACACUCCAGCCGCUUGUGUGCUCAACUCUACAGUAUCAACAGGAGCCGCCGCACUAUGUGCGCGCGCAUCACCGGAACCGUCAACCUCAAGGGCCACGUUCGCAGCGCCUAUCAGAACAUGGGCUGUUUCCGUAUCCCAUGCCACACCGACAACGCGGCCAUUGAGCGCCAAGAGGGCACGGAUGACCUCCCCUCUGAUGACUUUGACCCGGCAUCUGUUGCUCUUGACAGUGGAUCCAAAGAGGAAAGCGAGAACCAGGAUGGGAGUUUAGAAGAUAGCGCCGAAGACGACUCUGACUCCGCUUAAAGAUAUGAUUGAACUUCCGAUCUGAAAGAUGUGUCCAACUAGAAUCUUGAUUUUAUUAUGACACUGCUAAGAUGCUGUGUAUUCUUUGUACUUUUGCAUGAGUGUGCUACUUAUAUUGUCUUCAGAAAUAUUUGUGUAAAAUUUCAUUAUUUAUGUUGCAACAUGUCGCAGUAAUUGUAUAAGAAUAUGUAAAGGCUGUAGCACCCACUACCCGAGCUAUUGAAAGUAUACGCAAUGUGUGCUAAGUGCGAGAUACGUUAUUCCCAUUACAAGGGUUGGAUGAGGUGACUGUGACUUGAUCAAUAUUUUCCAGACUGUUGUAAGAUUUUAUAUGUGAUUUACCCUCAAUUAGACAAUUUUCGGCUCAAAAAAACUUUGUUAACAAUAAUUCAAUGAAUUCAAUUUUGUUUUCAAAUGCCAAAAGAAUACAUAUCCUAUGGAUAAUUAUAUUCUCGGUGUUUGUGCUUCGUACUGUACAAUUGUUUGACUACAGUCUUUCAUUAUGCACCAUGUAUUAAAAGGGAAUAGCAUAUGAACAAUGUUUAAAUGUCAUUUUAUUGAAAAAAUAUUUGCAAUUGUUGAAUAUGCUGUUGUUGUUUUUCUGAGCGUUUUCUGUGUUCUUACUGUAAGUAUGUAUAGGAACUUUAUCCAUGUAAAUCUCUAUGUUGCUCUGUUUCUGUGUUUUCUGAAUAAAUAAUGCAUGCAGCAAAACCCA
Molecule: messenger RNA, 1573 nt
Organism: Mya arenaria
Lineage: Eukaryota; Metazoa; Mollusca; Bivalvia; Myida; Myidae
Product: nuclear receptor subfamily 4 group A member 3-like
Exons: 6
Coding region: 358-858 (166 amino acids)
Source: RefSeq, a predicted model, not a curated record